This is a messenger RNA of Orcinus orca (killer whale), 3027 nucleotides long. It is a transcript of the gene TRMT6, whose product is annotated as tRNA methyltransferase 6 non-catalytic subunit. Gene Ontology annotation, cellular component: tRNA (m1A) methyltransferase complex; nucleus. The record is from RefSeq and is a predicted model, not a curated record. Lineage: Eukaryota; Metazoa; Chordata; Mammalia; Artiodactyla; Delphinidae. The transcript has 11 exons. Gene Ontology annotation, biological process: tRNA methylation. Bases 238 to 1749 code for a protein of 503 amino acids.
AGGGCAGCCAAUCAAAGAGAUCGGCCUGACGGAAGCCCUGAGGCUCCCGGAAGCUGUCCUGAGGUUCUUAUCGGAAAGCGGAAGCGGCGCGCAGCACGUGGGGGCGGUGCCGGUCAGAGGGCUUUGAGUCGUCUUGGUUUGUGGGAGGUGAGGCUGCCAGCGGCUACAGCCCAGGGCCAGGGGCAGAGCGCGGGGAACUGGAGAGACGCUGCGGAGCUCGGAGACCGGCUGAGCGUUAUGGAGGGCUCUGAGGAGCAACCGGGCCCACGGCCACAGCAUCCCGGGGACCACCGCAUCCGCGACGGCGACUUCGUGGUGCUGAAACGGGAAGACGUGUUUAAAGCAGUGCAAGUCCAGCGGAGAAAAAAAGUAACUUUUGAAAAACAGUGGUUCUAUCUGGAUAACGUCAUUGGCCAUAGUUAUGGAACCACAUUUGAAGUGACCAGUGGAGGAAGUCUUCAGCCUAAGAAGAAGAAGGAAGAGCCUACUUCAGAGACCAAAGAAGCGGGCACUGAUAAUCGAAAUAUAAUUGAUGAUGGGAAAUCUCAGAAACUUACUCAAGAUGACAUAAAAGCUUUAAAGGACAAAGGCAUUAAAGGCGAGGAAAUAGUUCAGCAAUUAAUUGAAAAUAGUACAACAUUCCGAGACAAGACAGAAUUUGCUCAAGAUAAAUAUAUAAAAAAGAAGAAAAAGAAAUAUGAAGCCAUGAUUACUGUUGUGAAGCCAUCCACCCGCAUUCUUUCAGUUAUGUAUUAUGCAAGAGAACCUGGAAAAAUUAACCACAUGAGAUACGAUACGCUAGCCCAGAUGCUGACGUUGGGAAAUAUCCGUGCUGGCAAUAAAAUGAUUGUGAUGGAAACAUGUGCAGGCUUGGUGCUGGGUGCAAUGAUGGAACGAAUGGGAGGUUUUGGCUCCAUUAUUCAGCUGUACCCUGGAGGUGGACCUGUUCGGGCAGCAACAGCAUGUUUUGGAUUUCCAAAAUCUUUCCUCAGUGGUCUUUAUGAAUUCCCCCUCAACCAAGUGGACAGUCUUUUAAAUGGAACAUUUUCUGCUGAGAUGUUAUCUUCAGAGCCAAAAGACAGUGCUUCGGUUGAAGAAAGUAAUGGCACACUGGAGGAAAAACAGACUUCAGAACAAGAGAACGAAGACAGCAUGCCAGAAGCCCCAGAGAGCAAUCACCCAGAAGAACAAGAAACAAUGGAAAUUGUCUCUCAAGAUCCAGACUAUAAGGAGCCUAAAGAGAGAGGAAGCAAAAAGGAUUAUAUUCAGGAAAAGCAGAGGAGACAAGAAGAGCAGAAGAAAAGACAUUUAGAGGCUGCUGCUCUGCUGAGUGAAAGAAACGCAGACGGUUUAAUUGUAGCUAGUCGUUUCCAUCCCACUCCACUGCUGCUGUCUUUGCUGGACUUUGUGGCUCCUUCAAGGCCAUUCGUGGUGUACUGUCAAUAUAAAGAGCCUCUGUUGGAAUGCUACACAAAACUGCGGGAAAGAGGAGGGGUCAUCAAUCUCAGGCUGUCUGAAACCUGGCUCAGAAAUUACCAGGUUUUGCCAGAUCGAAGUCAUCCCAAACUACUGAUGAGCGGAGGUGGGGGGUACCUUCUCUCAGGCUUCACUGUUGCCAUGGACAACCUUAAAGCAGACCCCAGUCUCAAAUCUAGCACCAGCACUUUAGAAUCACACAAGACUGAAGAGCCAGCAGCUAAAAAACGGAAGUGCCCAGAGUCUGACUCAACCUUUCAAAAAUUGCUUUGAUUUUUGUUCUCAGACAUUAUGCAGUUAGUAAGUAAACUUUAAAUGCCAUUACUAAUUGUGUUUUCAUAUCCUAAGAAUGAGAACAUGUCUAUACCCCUGUUCGUGGGAAGGACAAGUAAGCCUUUUGUCCACCUCUGACACAGAUUGGUUCUGUCUGUCAAAACCUCGAGCCAGAAUACCCAAGCCUGGGGUAAGCAGUAAACUGGUAUAUGGCCAGUUGUGUUUAUUUCACAAAAAUCCUCUAAGUACUUUUAGUGCUCUGCGCAAAUAUCUUUAGAAUUUAGAGAUCAAAGAAAUAUAUUUAUACAAAACUUUGUUUAUAUGUUAAGCCAAGUGGAAUAACACACCAUCAGUGAAACUUGGGUACUGAAACGAAGGAAUUUGUGGAAGAAAUUUCCUCUGUUCAUUAUGUUCUCUUCAACCUAAGCAAUAUGAAUGUGUGUGAGACUUACAGUACCAAAAAUGUCCACCCUUUUCCCUCCAGUGGAAUAAACUUUUAAUAAUUUUAUAUUUUAUUAUCUUAAUAGUUGAUGACCUAGAAAAGAUCUGAGUAUUUAUUUUACUGCUGUUUUUGUCAGUAGAAAGGUGUUGUAGGGUACUUUUUUGAAUUAAUUUGCCAAUCCUCUCAUUCUUUGUUCCAAAUAAAGUGACUAGAAUUUUUGUGUACUAUUAAAUGAAACAGAAAUGGUUUUUUCCCUCCCCAGAGACUUACGGAGAUAGAUAGAUACAUGUAUAUGGAUAUUGGUAUAUGCGCAUACAUACAUAUAUUUAUAUGUGCACACACAUCCACAUGGAGACAGAGAGAACACACUGUCCAUAUGAACUUUAACAAAGUUUAGUGCAGGGCUUAGACCAGUCCUCAUUGCAUUAGUGUCACUCCUUGUCAAAUGUAUUUUAAAGUGCCUUUUUUUGGUGAUUAUUAAUGCUGGUUUGUUGAGCUCUGGCAUGACUAGGUGGUUAGCCUUUCUAAGCUCUGAAAAAGUGUAAUUAAAUUAUUUGGUCAUCUGCAGCCAAGAAAAGUGUUUAGAGGAAGCCACAGCUCUUGCCCAUUGAGAGUCUGAGUCUUGCUCACUAAACAUGCUCAUCGUGUGUAUUGUUCAUGUCGUUAUAGAAUAGAUGCAAUCAUCCAGCAAGGGGCAUCUCAGAAAAAAAAAAUUGCUUUUUCCUAAUAGCAUGUACUAUUCUAAAAAUGGCCAGUGUGGUUACCAACAACUACAGUUCUGAUUCCUUUUUCUUAAAACAAUUGCUUUUAAAGAAUAAAAGCAUUUCCUACUGUGA